Messenger RNA from Cynocephalus volans (Philippine flying lemur), 2793 nucleotides. It is a transcript of the gene ADGRE1, whose product is annotated as adhesion G protein-coupled receptor E1. Gene Ontology annotation, cellular component: plasma membrane. Bases 1 to 2793 code for a protein of 930 amino acids. Gene Ontology annotation, biological process: adenylate cyclase-activating G protein-coupled receptor signaling pathway; cell surface receptor signaling pathway. The transcript has 21 exons. Gene Ontology annotation, molecular function: G protein-coupled receptor activity; calcium ion binding. The record is from RefSeq and is a predicted model, not a curated record. NCBI's taxonomy places the organism in Eukaryota, Metazoa, Chordata, Mammalia, Dermoptera, Cynocephalidae.
AUGAAGAAAGAGGUAACUGUCCCAGAUGUGAACGAGUGUGCAGACACCACUGCGUGCCCGGCAUAUGCAAAGUGCACCGACACCAAGGACAGUUACUAUUGCACUUGCAAACGAGGCUUCCUGGCCAGCAAUGGCCAAAGUCAAUUCAGGGGCCCAGGAUUGAAAUGCAUAGAUAUUGAUGAAUGUUCUCAAAACCCCCUACAAUGUGGCCCUAACUCAAUCUGCAAAAACCUUCUGGGGAGAUACAAAUGCAGCUGCACUCCUGGUUUCUCUUCUCCCACUGGAAAUAACUGGAUCCUGGGACAAGCAGGCAAUUUCACCUGCACAGAUAUCAAUGAAUGUAACACCAACAGGACCUGCCCUGAGCAUUCCAAUUGUGUCAACUCCGUGGGAAGCUACAGUUGCGAGUGCCAAGAUGGAUUCACCUCUAUCAACUCCACCUGUGAAGAUGUGGAUGAAUGUGCCAAUCCCAAUGUUUGCCCAGAACAUACGAUUUGCAUCAACACUCUUGGAAACCAUUUUUGUAACUGCAGCACAGGGUUUGAAUCCAGCAGCGGAGAGCAGUGUGAAGAUGUGGAUGAAUGUUCCAGGAACUCAACUCUUUGUGGUCCCGAUUCUGUCUGCCUCAACAUCCCAGGAGCGUACCGUUGCUCCUGUCUUCCUGGAUUCUUUAUGCCUGAUUUUUCAACCCCUGAGCAUCCAGAUACUUUCAAAUGUACAGAUAUUGAUGAGUGCACAGAUAUUGAAAUGUGUCCUAUCAACGCAGCAUGCACCAACACUCCUGGGAGCUACUUUUGCACCUGCCAUCCUGGCUUUGUGGCAAGUAAGGGACAGCUGAAUUUCACAGACAAAGGCGUGAAAUGUAGAGAUAUUGAUGAAUGCCUCAAAGAUCCAUCACCAUGUGGUUCAAAUUCUAUCUGCACCAAUGCUCCGGGCUCCUACAGCUGUAGCUGCACUGUGGGCUUUCGUCCCAAUCCAGAAGGCUCUGUGAAACAUGGCAACUUCAGCUGCAAAAGGGUUCCCUUCAAGUGCAAGGAAGAUGUCAUACCCAACAAUUUGCAGGUCCAGCAAUGCCAGAAGGGAGCAGCAGUGGAGCUUAAAAAUGUGCCCUUCUGCGGACUAAUUAAUGCCACCUUUGGUGUUCUUGAUGAUACCUGUGAAAACAAAACCACCGUAGUUUCCCUGGAGAGUACAGCUAAGACCUUUGUCUCUGUGCUUCAACAAGCACCCGCCUGGUCCACAUUCACCAAGGAGGAGACGUCUACCCUGGCCACCGUCGUACUGGAGAGUGUGGAAAGCAUCACGCUGGCAGCUUUUCUGAAACCUUCAGAAAAUGCCAGUCAGACUAUUCAGACGGAAUACUUUGAUAUUGAGAGGAAAGUUAUCAAUGAAGAAUGCAUUGAAGAGAAUGUGACCUUUAACUUGAAAGCCAAAGGGGAUGGGAUGAAGGUUAAGUGUUCCACAAUUAAAGAGUCUGAAUCCACAGGGAUGACUGGAGUGGCUUUCGUCUCCUUUGAGGGCAUGGCGUCUGCUUUAGAUGAACGCUUCUUCCAAGACCCCCAGGCUCCCUUGGAAAACUUCCGGAGGAAGCUGAGGAUGAAUUCUCGUGUUGUUGGGGGCAUUAUGACGGGGGAUAAGAAAGAUAACUUCUCACAUGGAGUCAUCUACAUUCUGCAACACACCCAGCCAAAGCAGAAGUUUGAGAAGGCCAUAUGUGUUUCCUGGAGCAGCGGGAGAUGGACACACUCUGGCUGUGUGAUCCAGAAAAGUUCCAGGCAUCAGACCGAAUGCAUCUGUAAACAUUUGGCGAAUCUGGCCAUUAUCAUGGCUUCUGGGGAGCUCACGAUGGAGCUCCCCUUGUACAUCAUUAGCCACGUGGGCAUGAUCAUCUCCCUGGUGUGUCUCGUCUUGGCCAUCGCCACCUUCCUGCUGUGUCAUUCCAUUCGCAACAACAACACCUAUAUCCACCUGCACCUCUGUGUGUGUCUCUUCUUGGCCAAGAUUCUCUUCCUCGUCGGUAUAGACAAGACAGGCAACCAGAUGGGCUGUGCCAUCAUCGCGGGCGUUCUGCACUACCUUUUCCUCGCCUGCUUCUUCUGGAUGCUGGUAGAGGCUGUGAUGCUCUUCUUGAUGGUCAGGAACCUGAAGGUGGUGAAUUACUUCGGCACUCGCAACAUCAAGAUGCCGUACCUCUGUGCCUUUGGCUAUGGGCUCCCAGGGCUGGUGGUGGUGAUCUCUGCCAGCAUGCAGCCACAGGGCUACGGGAUGCAUGAUCGCUGCUGGCUGAAUACAGAGACGGGGUUCAUCUGGAGUUUCUUGGGGCCAGUGUGUGCAAUCAUAAUGAUCAACUCGAUCCUCCUAAGUUGGACAUUGUGGAUCCUGAGGCAGAGGCUUUGCAGCGUCAAUGAGGAAGUCUCGAAGCUCAAAAACACCAGGUUAUUGACCUUCAAGGCCUUUGCUCAGAUCUUCAUCUUAGGCUGCACCUGGGUGUUGGGCAUUUUUCAGAUUGGAUCCAUGGCAGGUGUAAUAGCCUAUCUGUUCACCAUCAUCAACAGCCUGCAGGGGGCCUUCAUCUUCCUCAUUCACUGUCUGCUCAACCGCCAGGUACGAGAAGAAUACAGGAGGUGGAUCACCAGGAAGACCAAGCCCAGUUCCAAGUCCCAGACUUCAGAGAUUUUACUAUCACCUAUGCCUUCCACUUCCAAAACAAGGGGUCCUCCGUGCCUCUGUUGCUCAGUGCGGAGCCUAGGAGUUAUCCAUGGCUCUGAUCUCCUCCUCAACCUCCAUCUGUAG